Molecule: messenger RNA, 4441 nt
Organism: Cataglyphis hispanica
Lineage: Eukaryota; Metazoa; Arthropoda; Insecta; Hymenoptera; Formicidae
Gene: cwo
Product: transcription factor cwo-like
Exons: 5
Coding region: 1418-2638 (406 amino acids)
Biological process (GO): regulation of transcription by RNA polymerase II; regulation of circadian rhythm; regulation of neurogenesis
Cellular component (GO): nucleus
Molecular function (GO): protein dimerization activity; RNA polymerase II cis-regulatory region sequence-specific DNA binding; DNA-binding transcription factor activity, RNA polymerase II-specific
Source: RefSeq, a predicted model, not a curated record
CACUGUACGCGGCUCAGGAAUCACUGUAACACCGGACAGGACACAGGACCGUGCGCGCGCGAUUACACGUAACCUGCCGAGACGACUACGCGUUACGUGUGCUUGUAAGCGAAUCAUCGAAACGACUCGUCUCGCAGAAGAUACGGAUUCGAGUACCGUCGAGAGAGAUUUACGUUAUUGUUUACGAUUCGAUCGAUCGUAUCGCUGCUUCUGCCGAAUUUAUCGUUCUUAUCUCUCUUUUUUUCACUCGACGAGGAUUAUUAUUCUGGAAGUCUCUCGAAAUACGAGCAAAUUCGACAUAUGGACGUCGGAUUGCGAGACGGCCCUGAUGAAAUUUUGCGAUCGUGAACGCGAGUCAACGGCCUUAUCAGCGUCACCAGCCAAAACAUCAUCGGCCACGUUCGAUGCAUCGAAUUUCACCGCGUCCGAUCGCGCAAUCUUUCCGAGAAGAAACAUCUCUCGUAUCCCCAAGUGACUCGAGAACGAAGAAAACGUGAGCGAGAAGAGGCGACGAGUAUAUAAAUAAAUUACACUGUAAAUUCCGAGGAAAAAUUGAAGGGAAACAAUCUUGAUGUGAAUCUUAUCGAAAGAAGAAGAGAAACGGCGACGUGAAAAAGGCGGGGAAAAUACAAGCUGAGCUGAGAUAAAAUUCCGAGUAAAUAAAUCAAAGUUGGAAGAAAGACAAAUACAAUUUGAAGGGAAUCUUGGCGCGAUCGGAGGCGCAAAUCAGUGAACGGUCGUGCGGCUCGUGCACGCGCCGUCUCGUGCUGCAGCGCGAAGAAGGGAGAGAGAGAGAGAGAGAGAGAGAGAGAGAGAGAGAGAGAGCGAGAGAGAGAAAGAGAGCGCGCGGGAGAAGGUGGGAGGCGGGAGAAAGAGGGCGCCAGCACGGGAUAUCGCGCGCCCGCGAGACCGGACUCGCGGAGUGUCGUGGACGAAUUCUCCGCUGUCGUGCGUCGUGCCGGCCACCUCUCGUCGCCGCGAAUGUGUCAGUGAGUCCGCAGACGUGAAACUAACCUAAUCUCGCGUCGUAUCAUCUCGUGCCGUGUCGUGUGUGUGCGUGACGUACGUUUGAUUUGUUCAUCCUACGCGUGUCAUUUCGUCAUCGCGGCACCGAUCGAUCGAUUCAGUUCCAAUUUCAACGAUCGCCGAGCGGAGCUCGAUUCGAACUUUUUCUUUUUUUUUCUCUCUCUCUCUAUUUUCGUUGCCGGAGGAGUGAUCGAGCCGAAGAAAUCGCCAGCUCUCUUUUCGCGUACACGCCCGUCCAGCUGUCACGUGACGCGCGCGCGCGAUUCUUUGGCGGAGGACACAAUAACAUCGCGUUAGCGAACGUUUAGUGCAACGAGGAACGGAGGGCAGGAGGGGCGGAAGUGAUCAUCGCCUGAUUCCAGCGGUACCUACCGUCGUUCUAUGCGGCAAGAUGAUGGAGACACAGAAUUACUGGGAGGAGAAUUCCGCGCAUUCGAUGCAGGUGAAAUAUGAGAGUCUGGAUGGUAGCUCCUGCAAGGACGAGAUAUACAGCAUGGGCAUAGGAGCUGGAUAUUGCGAGGGCAACCUGAACUUCGCCACGGCCUCGGAGGAUGACGAGGUUUAUACUAAGAAGAAGGUCUCCAGGCAAGAUCCAAUGUCACACAGGAUCAUUGAGAAGCGUAGAAGAGAUCGCAUGAACAAUUGUCUGGCUGAUCUUAGUAGACUCAUACCGGCAGAAUAUUUGAAGAAGGGUCGAGGCAGAGUCGAAAAGACGGAGAUCAUCGAGAUGGCGAUCCGUCACAUGAAGCAUCUUCAAGGCCUCCGACAAGAUACCAAGCACUCGUCCGUGACAUCGGUGCACACGCAUCCCGAGGACAGCGUGGACAGCGUGUCCCAUUCGACCGCCGCGUCCACCGCAGCGGAACACUACAGGUUGGGAUUUCAGGAGUGUCUGAACGAGACCAUGCACUUCCUCGAGGAGGUCGAGGGAUUUUUCGGGAGAGAUACUCUCUGCGUACAACUCUACAAUCACUUGCAGCAGCACUGCGAUAAGAUCUUAGCCAAUGAUCGAGUAAGUUUUCCGCAUCCCGAGCUGCCGACGACGAAUGGCGCGAUGAACGGCGCCGGCUACGCUCACGCGAGUAUCGCGAUGAUGUGCCAGCCCAACGGCGGUCACUCGGAUCACGGCUCGAGUUCGGGCGUGAGCUCGUUCGGUGACUCGGAGCGUCCGUUGCUACGAUCGGUGAUCGUGCCGCCGCCGACGAUCGUGAGUGACGACAGCAAUCACAGCACUCAUUCGCACAGCACGCCAUCCGGGACCGGCGCCGUCACUUGUCGGCCGACCAAUUAUAAGUUCAAGAGCUCGAUUAAGCAGAGGUUCUCGGCCGAGAGGAUCAAGUCAUGCUCGUCGCCAGUGUCGAAUGGCGUCGGUCUGGACAAGCCGACGUCCUCGUCGUCGCACGGGGUGCCGAUCUUCGCGCUACACGACGCCGGUUCUUUCUAUGUACCACUGACAGUCGAGGCGUCCAUGAUCAAGCCUUACCUAAGCUUCAUCCCGGAUACCGGACCCGAUAUCGUUCUCCAUCCUGUCACGAUAUCGGUCAAUUUUAAUCACUUGUCGCCGCCUGCGUGGUCGCAACAGCACAGUCCCAUUCACCAGCAUCAGACAUAAGAGAGAAGCGAAAUAAAACGGUUUGUCAUUUGAUUACUAGUGUCUAUCAUAGACGAGGGACGUAUUCCCAGUUCUUUAUCGAUUUCUGAUGUCGAUCCUUGACGGAUUAUACCGCUAUUUUAAAGCGAUUACAAAAAUUCGGGCGAGUUCUUGAAUAAUAUCAUCAAACAUCGCGAUAAAACUGAGAGCGAUCAUGAGGCCGUCCGUAGCGCUUGCGAGAAUCACGAGCAACCUCGUAAUUGCUCUAAUUUAUUAGUCGCAAUACCCGAUAGACGGAAUAGAGCGAUCUAUAUACGUUACAAUUUACUGACAUAAUUAAUAAAUUUGCUAAAUCUCGUUAUAUUAAACUUUGAAAAAUCUUAUAAAUUUCUGACAUUAGUCACGCGCGAUGUAUUAAAUAUAUUUGCAGAAACAAUUAACACGUUCAGCUGGACUGAUUUUAGAGACUUUCCGUUUACGCCAUGUGGAUCGCAUGUGCGCUUGGCAUUAUCGAGAUUAAUUCUUAUAGUCUGCUUAUAAUAUUUUGUAUCGUGUAUAGAUUGCCUGUUUGGUGUACGUUGCGUGACGCUGAAAUCGAAGAUGUUUGUAACAUUUACCGAGGCUGUGGGUCCUUUUAGCAUUUAUGAGAGGAAGCGAGAGAGAGCGUGAGAGAAUGAAUGAGAGAGAGCGAGAGAGCGUGUUAAGAGUUUGUACAUAGGUAGAGUAUUAAGAAUAGAAAGCCCAAGUCGUUUUGGCUUUGAUGUGUCUUUCUUCGUUGUUAAUCUGUAUAAUUCAGACACCCGUUUUCCUUCUUCCCUGACGGAUAUUUCAUCUCGUUCCUCCUUUCGCUCCAUUUAUUCUCCUUCUUCGAUUUGCUUAUUUUCCAUUUUGUCAGUUCGACAAACCUUUCGCGUAUGCCGUGUUCUCUUAGUCAAGAAUCAGUAUGAAUCGGUAUGUACUGUAAGAAUUAUGUGAUAAAAAUUUAGAAGUAUAUUAAAUAUUGAAUUGAUUGCCGUUAUUCUGCUACUGUUGCCUCGGUCAUUCUGAGCCUUGCCUUUGCCUCGUCACGUGGUUAUAUGCUGCAAAUUCAAGAUGGCAGAAACUUCCGGAGCGAUUUUGAAAUAAUCACGCAGAGCGAAAAAUAAUAAAUUUGAUUAUUGUUUUGAUUAUGAUAUUCUCGUUAUCUUUCCAUUUCUUACAGUACUUAUUACGUAUAUCGAAUCUUACUCAAUUGUACAUUGACUAUUCGGAGAGAGACACAUGUCGUGUUUCAAAGUCAGGUAUCCGGUUGGUAUCAAGUUGGGAUACGGAAACAAAUUUAUUUUUUAUGUAACAUGUGGAAAAAUUUAUUUCUGUUGGGUUAACAUAGCAAAUGCAUGACAAAUAGAUAAAUGUUAUCAACCUGACAGAUUCAUGCAGAAGCGAUAAGCGCUUGUUUCGAAAUCCCGACGAAUUGAUCCGAAUGUAGAUCGACAGUUUUCCAUAUUCGAGAUGUAAGUUAGCAUAAAAGUGCCUAUGUAUAUCGAUUCAUAAAUUUCUUACUUACAUAUGUGAUUUGCCGUAUGUAGUAAGAAAAAGUUUCAUCACUCUUUUCUUUUCCGUGAUUAAUAAUUCUGUGUCAUGUUCGAUUACGAGAGGAUUGAGUCUGCUCGACGCCCCGCCAAAGAAAAACGGGCCUCAGCAAUUAAAGACUGACCAAGAGCUGCAUUAUACUAAAAAUUCUUGUAAGAGAGAUCACUUGCAUUAAAUAUAUUUGUACAUACCAUGUGUCUAUAGUUGUAACUUUAACAAAGAAUUUAUGCGGAAUAAAUUAUAUUUACCAUA